Messenger RNA from Dacryopinax primogenitus, 540 nucleotides. RefSeq lists its product as uncharacterized. Lineage: Eukaryota; Fungi; Basidiomycota; Dacrymycetes; Dacrymycetales; Dacrymycetaceae. The transcript has 2 exons. The coding region runs from base 1 to 540 and encodes 179 amino acids. The record is from RefSeq and is a predicted model, not a curated record. Gene Ontology annotation, biological process: maturation of SSU-rRNA from tricistronic rRNA transcript (SSU-rRNA, 5.8S rRNA, LSU-rRNA). Gene Ontology annotation, cellular component: nucleus.
AUGGCAUCAACAUCAACACCCGCAGGAGCAGCACCAUCAGCCGUUACACCCGCCCAGCUCACCCUCUUCGCCCGUGCCAUCCUUGCCCAUCUCCGGCUCUGGCCUGCACUCCGCCUCGCCCUCCAGACAUCAACAGCACAAGGGAAGGAGAAUGUCCCACUGUUUGCGAGCGAAAUCCUUGAACUUUUCCAGAGUAAGCGUGUGGGAAUCAUGGAUGAGGAGUUCGACACUCUGGUAGAAGACGAGUCUGCCCUGGCGCUCUCCCGUGCCCUUAUUCUCACAUGGGAAAACCUCGCUUCCCCCGAGAUGGAGCCCUCUGUCAAACUAUUAGAAGAGCAGGCAGAACGAGCGGGGCGAACUCGUGUGACAGCACAGGUGCGGAAAGAGGUCGACGGGGAUGACGAUGACGAGGAGGGAGAAGAGGAGGAAGGUGAUGUAGAGAUGCAAGAUGAAGCGCCCAGGCUGGUCGAGAGGAAGGAAAAGCCAGAGCCGGUGGUGGAUGAUGACGGCUUUACCUUGGUGCAGAAGAAGAGGCGCUAG